Aureobasidium musti is the source of this 207-nucleotide messenger RNA. The record is from the annotation of a GenBank genome assembly. Lineage: Eukaryota; Fungi; Ascomycota; Dothideomycetes; Dothideales; Saccotheciaceae.
AUGUGGGAUCCGGAACUGCAACUGGCGUGCGAUCUCAACGUCAACAACCCACUGGCUCUCGAGAACACGCGCAUGAUUAAGACAUAUGUCCAGAUCGACGAGCGAGUACGGCCACUUGCCAAGAUAAUAAAAUACUGGACGAAAAGGAGAAUCUUGAACGAUGCUGGUGCGCGCCCCUGCUUUGGCUGGAAAAAGCCUGUACGCUAA